Messenger RNA from Oldenlandia corymbosa var. corymbosa, 2367 nucleotides. The record is from the annotation of a GenBank genome assembly. Lineage: Eukaryota; Viridiplantae; Streptophyta; Magnoliopsida; Gentianales; Rubiaceae.
AUGGAGAACAAAAAUGGCACAAACUGGUUGGUGUCGGUCCCCGGAGGAAUCAGCCAUUUAUGCCACGAGAUGCAUCCGGCCCACCCUUUUGGUAUCGGAGUUUUCUAUGGAGAUGACCCUUUCAGAUACUCUAUUCCCAUUAUGUUAUUGGAGAUCUCUAUGUUGAUUGUGAUUAUUCGCAUUCUUCGAUUUGUUCUCAAGCCACUCCGACAACCCAGAAUCGUUUCUGAGAUUCUUGGUGGAAUUAUAAUGGGGCCUUCUGUUUUAGCCAGAAGCAAGAAGUUCCGAUCAUAUAUGUUCCCACAAAGUUCUGAUUUUGUAUUGAAGAAUCUUGCAGUUAUGGGGUUCAUGUAUUUUCUGUUUAUAUCUGGAGUUAGGACGGACAUGACUAUAGCAACAAGGGCCAGAAAAAAGCAUUGGGUCAUUGCACUGGUUAGUGUUUUUGUUCCAAUAAUAUGCACAGCAGCCUUAGCGAUCCCUCUUCGGAAAUCCCUGGGGAAAGAACUUGCUAAAGCUUCAUCUAUUCUGGGUACUUCCACUCUGUUUGCUAUGUCCGCGUUUCCUGUCCUUCAGCUUAUAAUCAAAGAGUUCAACCUAUUGAGCUCCGAAAUUGGACGUUUGGCCAUGUUAAUAGCCGUGAUCAGUGACGUUGUAGGAAUAAAUUUUGUAGUUGUGUUUGAGGCAGCAAAACAAGAAGAAGGGAAAAGUUCAGCUGCUAUAUGGUAUGUCAUUUCCUUGGUCGCAGUUAUGGCGUUGAUAUUUGGCGGGCUACAUUUAGCCAUGCUCUGGAUCAUUAAAACAACACCGGUAGGAAAACAGGUGGAUCAAAUUUAUGUGAUUGCCAUAUUGCUCGGCGUUUUGGUCGUGGGAUUUGUCACGGAUAUGCUCGGCAUAGCCAUAGCGAAUGGACCUCUCUGGCUUGGAUUGGCUGUCCCUGAUGGCCCUCCACUGGGAGCAAUUUUGUUGGAGAAGAGUGAGAUGAUAGUCAUGGAGCUUUUCAUGGCAUUUGCUUUCACGUAUGUUGGAUUGCUAACUGAUGUUUCAUCAAUGAGUGCCGAAUGGGCGGGUCUGCAGCCGAUUUUCCUCAUGGCCGUGGUAGGGUUCUUAACCAAAGUUAUUGCGACUAUGUUGGCUUCACGUUUCUUUGGUAUUUCGUGGAAGGAGAGUUUAGCUCUUGGUCUUAUACUUAAUCUAAGAGGUCAAGUGGAACUCUUGUUGUUCAUCCACUGGAUGGACUUUAAGAUGAUCACAAUUCCAUAUUUUACAAUGCUGGUGCUGAUGACAACCGUGGUGACUGCUGUUGCAACGCCAUUGUUCAGCAUACUGUAUGACCCAACGAAGCCUUACAGAGUAAACAAGCGAAGAGAUAUCCAACACAACCCCCUGAAUUCAGAACUCCGCAUUGUGGUGAGCAUUUUUGAUGAAGAAAGCGUGACUGGAAUUAUUAAUCUGCUUGACAUAUGCAACCCCACAAGAAGUAGUCCAUUCGGCAUCUAUGCUUUGGAGCUCACUGAACUGAUUGCUCGUGCUACACCAAUUUUCAUAGAUCACGAAAAAGAAGGGGCCGACACUCAGCUCCCAAUGCAAAGUCCAAUCCAUAGAGCAUUUAUGCUUUUUCAGGAGUCUAGAUCUGAUGAAGUUAAGAUGUAUCAUUACACAUCAAAAACUGCCAAGAGAAGCAUGUACCAGGACAUUUGUGAGCUUGCUUUGAUUAAAAAAGCUUCUUUUAUUAUCCUGCCUUAUCAUGACGAGCAAGAAGAUCAUGCAUCUGAGCUGGAGGGAUUGCUACUGCCGAAAAAAGCGCAAUCGGUACAGUCUGAUGUUUUAUCACAUGCCCCUUGCUCAGUUGGAGUUUUUGUACAUAGGGGGUCUUCUUCCAACAAUUUUGUCAAUGAUCAGGGGAUGAACUCUGCAUAUCACUUUGCUGUUAUUUUCUUGGGUGGAGCUGAUUCUAGGGAAGCUCUUACUUUUGCAGAGAGGACUACUAGAAAUCCUUUCGUGUUCCUUACUGUCGUUCGGUUUCUUUCACAAGGUGAUGCAGGAGAUGAUAGGAUGGAAAAGAAGCUAGAUGAUGGAGUAGUAACGUCGUUUUGGGUGAAGCAUGAGGGGAACAAUCAAAUCAAUUACCGGGAGGUAGUUGUAAGAAAUGGGGAAGAAACUGUUGCUGCUAUUCAGUCAAUGAGCAACAGCAACAUUGAUCUGUGGAUUGUAGGAAGGAAGCAUGGAAUUAAUCCCUAUUUACUACAAGGUUUAUCUGAGUGGAGUAAGCACGACGAACUAGGAGUUCUAGGAGAGUAUCUUGCUUCCUCGAAUUUAGGUGGCAGAGCCUCUAUUUUAGUAGUUCAGCAGCAACUUUUGAGAGGCUAG